Molecule: messenger RNA, 2459 nt
Organism: Periophthalmus magnuspinnatus
Lineage: Eukaryota; Metazoa; Chordata; Actinopteri; Gobiiformes; Gobiidae
Gene: acp5b
Product: acid phosphatase 5b, tartrate resistant
Exons: 6
Coding region: 111-1103 (330 amino acids)
Biological process (GO): bone resorption
Molecular function (GO): ferric iron binding; ferrous iron binding; acid phosphatase activity
Source: RefSeq, a predicted model, not a curated record
CACACUCAAGAACUACCUGCUUUCACUUUGUACUGCCGCUACUACUAGUACUAUUACUGCUGCGAAUACUCAUUUGGAGGUAAUUGUAGGUACUCUGAAGCACUAGAGCCAUGUGGAAAGGUCUGCUCCUGCUCCAGUCUUGCUGCUGGCUCCUGGGACACUCUGCACAACAAGGCCCUCUAGGCUUCGCGGUGUUUGCAGACUGGGGCGGCCUCCCGUUCCCCCCAUACCACACUCUGCAGCAGGCCGCUGUGGCUGAAGAGCUGAGCAGACUGAGCCAGGAGCCAGGCCUGGACUUCAUCCUGAGCCUGGGGGACCACUUCUACUUCGAUGGAGUCAAGGAUGUACAGGACCCCCGCUUUAAGCAAACCUUUGAGCGAGUGUUCCAUCAGCCCUCUCUGCAGGACGUGCCCUGGUACCUGGUGUCUGGAAACCACGAUCACAGAGGCAACGUGUCUGCACAGAUCCAAUACUCCAAUGUCUCACAGAGAUGGAGGUACCCAAGCCUGUACUACUCUCUGGUCUACCCCGUGCCUGGCUCUAACAUGACCCUCACCGUCCUGAUGAUUGACACAGUGGUGCUCUGUGGAAAUACAUGGGACCAGGACCAGCCCCAGGGACCAGACGACCCCCGAGAGGCCCAGAGGCAGUGGGACUGGAUCCAGAGCAGCCUACAGAAUACACAGUCGGAGUACGUGCUGGUGGCUGGACACUACCCGGUCUGGUCCAUCGGGCACCAUGGCCCCACCCCCUGCCUGAGGGACAGACUCAGACCUCUGCUCAAGAAGUACAGGGUCAGUGCUUAUCUGAGCGGCCAUGACCACAACCUGCAGUUCAUUCGUGAGGAGGACGGCACAGCGUACGUGGUCAGUGGCAGUGGCAUGAUCUCUGAUGUAGACACUGCCCACAGGAGCAGUGUGCCCCAGGCCUGGCAGCUCUUCUCCAGCCCUGUCAAUCAUACUGUAGGGGGUGUGGCCUACUUCCAGCUCAGCCCAGAUAACAUGAUGGUCAGCUUCAUGCAGACAGGCGGAAAGUGUGUGUACCAGGCCCAGCUGCCCUCGCGCCAUUGGGAAUGGAACCAGCAACCCAAGAAUAGAAAUUAACUCAGGGAAAUGUGUGGAUGCUGCUAUAGGCUGUUCAUGUCUUUUAAGGGCCUAUAUUACGCUAUUUUCUGAUCUAUGCUAUAAUGUUGUUGUCUCAUCAAAAACAUACUUGAAGUUUUGUUUUGUUUCAUUCACACAUGUUUAAUACGCAUAAUCGAGGACCUUUUAAGGUUCACUAUGUAACAUUUCUGGUGUAGUGUUCGCCACCAUAGAGAUGUAUUUGCUUUGCCUGUAAUGUUCAACAGAAGGGCAUUAAAGACUUUUGCUGUCUGAAAAUGUGAUCAUUUUAAAUGGUUUGUAGUGGUCCAAAGUUAUUCCGUACUUAUCUUAUGCAUUCAGAGCAUUAUAAUUAUUCAAGUGUUCAUGUUGCUCAAGAAUACAUCGUUCUUAUUGGGAGCGGGCGCAUCUCUCCACAGAUCUGAAAUGUAACUUGGUCUAGUGACAUCACUUUAUUGUCUUCUUGAUAGAUACUGUUAAUGCCAUACUGUUGAACAUACCAGGCAAACCAAUAACAUUUCCAUGGAGACAAGCAGUUGGCAGAUGCUCCAUCAGAAAAGCAGUGCAGCUUUUAUAUCUGGGCAUAAAUAUUUGUUGCACUUUUGAAAAAUGUCUACUCUGUCUAGUGCAGAGGUGGGUAGUACAUUUACUUGAGGAAUUUGUUAAGGAAAUUGUACUUUUUAGCUGCAUAUUUUUACUCCUACUUGAGUAAUAUUUUUAUUAAAGUAACAGUACUUUUACUUGAGUAAAAGUUGUGGUUACUCUUUAAAUAAGUCUACAAGUGACAAAAGCUUUAUGUUGACAAUAUGAAAUGAUUUGAACAUUUGUGCUUCUUGCAGCGCUCCUUCAGAUAUGAUUUAGUUUGUUUCCUUUUUGUGCCAAUCCUUUGAAAAUACCAGAUUUUGUGCGUUAUUUAAUGUUUUGUCCUUCAAAUUACAUUACACUUAUAAAUCAGAUUUUACAUUCCAGUUACUCUUUAAGUUACUCUUACUUGAGUAGUAGUUUUCCCAAAUACUUUUUUUUUUUACUCUUAUUUGAGCUAUUUCUUGAACCACUACUUAGUAGUAUUAUUUUGAUGUAAUUUCUCUCUCCUUUAGUAUAAUUUUUGGCUGCUCAACCCACCUCUGGUCUAGUGUGUAUAUUAUAUGACUACAGUUUUGUAAUUUGCAAUGUGAUAAAAUGAAUUAAUAAUAGAUCUACAGCACUGUUCACUCUAACUACUGCAAUGUUCUUAAGGCUGAUUUUCAUAUGGACAUUAAAGCUUAAAUGGUUUCUUGAUAUGAAAAGCUUUAACCCUAAUAUUAAAACACUGUAUAGAAAAUGAACUCGUAUAAAUAUCACUUUAAUAAACCUUGUGGG